Halichondria panicea is the source of this 1424-nucleotide messenger RNA. RefSeq lists its product as uncharacterized. The transcript has a single exon. NCBI's taxonomy places the organism in Eukaryota, Metazoa, Porifera, Demospongiae, Suberitida, Halichondriidae. Bases 216 to 1289 code for a protein of 357 amino acids. The record is from RefSeq and is a predicted model, not a curated record.
UGUCAUAAGACCAUCAUUUUUAUUCUUUGUGAUUUUUAAAACUUAUCACUUAUUUUGUCCUUUGUUUGUGCAUCCUCGUAUAAUUACAUUCGUUGGUAUGUGACAGUUCAGUCACGUGUGGUUGGUAGGAUUGAGUAUUCAUGGUCAUGUGUCAGCAUUUAGUAGAAGUAACCUUUUAACGAGCGUGUGUUUGCAAGGUAUAGCUCUCUAUAGACAUGAGUUCUUUUAGCUUUGUCAAGUCUUCCAGUGCAGUUAGCAAACUAAGUGGUUUAUCCCAAUCUAGUGCUAAGAAAGCUUCUGUAAAACUAGAACUUGAUGUUGAGCAAAAAUUGAGAAAUCUUGAACGGUACCGACACCUAGGGGGACCAGAGUUGAAGGACAAAGUCAAGAGUUUAACGAAUGUUGAUAAAAUAGUCAAUACAAGUUUCAGCCAUCUUGUGGAAGAAACACUUCUCGAAGAGUUGGCAGAGCUGGAUGAAAACCCGGAUGGUGAGUUUGUGAAUCCUACCGAAGUAGUAAAAGCGAAAUCUCGGCAAAAGCGCAGAUCUAUUGACGUUGCUCUCAUCCCUCUGAAGAUAACCAUUCGUGAUCUAAAGUCAAAUCAAACAACUCAACGUCUGCUUGAAACUGUUACCGACAUUUUCAAACAUAAGGAGUUUUUUACCUACGGUGCAAAGCAUGUUUCCCUGACUGUUGGUGACGUCGUGCUGGAAUGGGGCAUAGAGCACUUGGUGGUUCCGUAUAGGGAGUCCGAACAAAAUGAAUCAUCUCUUAACUCUGAUGAACAUGACAUCACUGUUCUUAGUCCUCACAAUGCUGAAGCUGUUGCUGCACUUGAAUUGGAGCCACGGUUGCUACCAAUUGAAGAUGAGAUGGAGCACUUGUUCUAUCGAACCGGCGAGAAGCGUAAAGUGUUUCAAAGACUAGCCGAAGUGAUUUCACAAUACAACAGGACAUAUUACUAUGAUGUUCUCGUCCGCAACUGCCAGACCUUUGUUAUUGAUGCACUCAAGGCUUUAAACAUUUUCGAUGAAGUGUCCAUUAAGGUCGAAGAAAGUAAACGCAUGCAGCAACUUAGAGUCAGAAAAUCGGGUGAGAUUCCAGACAUUUUUUCUAAACAUGAAGAUCUCGAUAUUUUCAUUGGGGAAAAGAGUCAGGAAUGGUUGGACAAGCUGGACCCCGAAAGCUUGGAGUAUCUACAGUUGGUCUACUCGCAGUUCCAUGGUGAUAAUACAGGUUGCCAUGUUACCGGCUGUCGUUUGAAUAUGGUCGCUCAUCCUGGUGUUUAAAUUACAGCUGUUGAUAUGUAAAGAGAACACUUAAUUAUAAUACUUUAGACUAUUAUUUUUGUUUGCUUUUUACAUGUCAUGCUUAAUACCUAAUUUUUGUGACACUGAAUACACAUAAUAAUACCUUUGUCUUAG